AUGUGGCAAGUCGGUGUGGCUUCAGCGGCCUCUUUGGCCGCUCUUCUCCUAGCCCUAGCAUCCAUUGGUGUCAUCGUCAAUGACAUCAACGAUAUGGAUGCCGAGAUCCGAGAGGGCCUCGCCCACUUUGACGUCGAGGUCAACAGCGCCUGGUCUCGCGUCUACAGCGCCCACGUCUACCCCGCUGGCAACUCCGAUGCCGCACCCAACUUCGAAUCUUUGUUCGGCCGCAAGAAGAGAAGCAACGAGCAGUGCAACUGUGGCAUGCAAUCUCGUGGAUGCCCCGCCGGUCCCCCCGGACCUCCUGGACUUCCUGGCGAGCCCGGAGAGGAGGGUCUGCCCGGAGAUGAUGGAAGGCCUGGAGCUAAGGGUAUCGCUUUGGCCGUCACCCACCACUACGAUGGAGGCUGCAUCCCGUGCCCCCCUGGACCUCCUGGACCUCGUGGACCCCCCGGAAACUCUGGAGAAGCUGGAGAGCCUGGAAGCCCUGGGCAUCCCGGACAACCCGGAAACCCUGGAUCUCGUGGAGGACCUGGAGAGCCUGGAGACAAUGGAAACCCUGGAGAGCCUGGAGUCGAUGGACGUCCUGGACGCCCCGGAGCCCCUGGAACUCAGCCUGGAGAGGCUCGCCCUGGCAGACCUGGAACCCCUGGACGCCCUGGACAGCGUGGACCCCCUGGUGCUCCUGGAGGCCCCGGAAACCCUGGAAAGGACGGAGAUGCUGGUUCUCCUGGACGCGACGGAAACCCCGGACGUCCUGGAAACAAUGGACCUCCUGGACAGCCUGGAACCGAUGGAUUCCCAGGACACGACGCCAGCUACUGCCCUUGCCCUGGCCGUUAUUUCAACAAACUGGCCAAG
Molecule: messenger RNA, 861 nt
Organism: Mesorhabditis spiculigera
Lineage: Eukaryota; Metazoa; Nematoda; Chromadorea; Rhabditida; Rhabditidae
Source: the annotation of a GenBank genome assembly